Messenger RNA from Melozone crissalis (California towhee), 4865 nucleotides. It is a transcript of the gene ARHGAP26, whose product is annotated as Rho GTPase activating protein 26. Lineage: Eukaryota; Metazoa; Chordata; Aves; Passeriformes; Passerellidae. The coding region runs from base 112 to 2394 and encodes 760 amino acids. Gene Ontology annotation, cellular component: cytoplasm. The record is from RefSeq and is a predicted model, not a curated record. Gene Ontology annotation, biological process: signal transduction. The transcript has 23 exons. Gene Ontology annotation, molecular function: GTPase activator activity; protein binding.
CGCGCUCCCGCCGCCCGCCCGCACCGGCGGCCGCGCCCCUCGCCCCGAAAGCCCUUCCGUUCUGCGUCUUGCCCGCAUUUUUGCGCGCUCGCCCCCGCCGUGCCGGGCAGCAUGGGGCUGCCGGCGCUGGAGUUCAGCGAGUGCUGCCUGGACAGUCCGCAGUUCCGGGAGCGGCUGCGCUUCCACGAGGCCGAGCUGGAGAGGACCAACAAGUUCAUCAAGGAGCUCAUCAAGGACGGGAAGUCGCUCGUCGCCGCCCUCAAGAACCUGUCGGCCGCCAAGCGCAAGUUCGCCGAUUCCCUCAACGAGUUCAAGUUCCGCUGCAUUGGUGACGCUGAGACCGACGAUGAGAUCUGCAUAGCCAAGUCCCUGCAGGAGUUUGCCACGGUGCUGCGGAACCUGGAGGACGAGCGGAUGCGCAUGAUCGAGAACGCCAGCGAGGUGCUGAUCACGCCGCUGGAGAAGUUCCGCAAGGAGCAGAUCGGGGCUGCCAAGGAUGCCAAAAAGAAAUACGACAAGGAGACUGAGAAAUACUGUGGUGUCCUAGAAAAGCACUUGAACUUGUCUUCCAAGAAGAAGGAAUCCCAGCUUCAGGAGGCAGACAGCCAGGUGGACCUGGUUCGGCAGCACUUCUACGAGGUGUCCCUGGAAUAUGUCUUCAAGGUGCAGGAGGUCCAGGAGAGGAAGAUGUUUGAGUUUGUGGAACCUCUGCUGGCCUUUCUGCAGGGGCUCUUCACGUUCUACCACCACGGCUACGAGCUUGCAAAGGACUUCAGUGACUUCAAGACAGAGCUGACAAUCAGCAUCCAGAAUACAAGAAACCGCUUUGAAGGAACAAGGUCAGAGGUUGAAGCUUUGAUGAAGAAGAUGAAGGAGAAUCCCCACGAGCACAAAAACAUCAGCCCCUACACCAUGGAGGGCUAUCUCUACGUGCAGGAGAAGCGUCACUUUGGGACUUCCUGGGUGAAGCAUUACUGCACCUACCAGAGGGAAUCCAAGCGCAUCACCAUGGUGCCCUUUGACCAGAAAUCAGGAGGGAAAGGGGGGGAAGAUGAAGCUGUCACCCUGAAAUCCUGCACCCGGCGGAAAACAGACACCAUUGAGAAGAGGUUCUGCUUUGAUGUGGAGGCUGUGGAUCGGCCCGGGGUCAUCACCAUGCAGGCGCUCUCGGAGGAGGACCGGCGGCUCUGGAUGGAGGCCAUGGACGGCCGGGAGCCGGUGUACAACUCCAACAAGGACAGCCAGAGCGAAGGCACUGCCCAGCUGGACAGCAUCGGCUUCAGCAUCAUCAAGAAGUGCAUCCACGCUGUGGAAACCAGAGGGAUCAAUGAGCAGGGGCUCUACCGGAUCGUGGGGGUGAACUCCCGGGUGCAGAAGCUGCUGAGCAUCCUGAUGGAUCCCAAGACAGCCACAGAGACAGACACAGAGAUCUGUGCAGAGUGGGAGAUCAAGACCAUUACCAGUGCACUGAAAACGUACCUGAGAAUGCUCCCGGGGCCCCUGAUGAUGUACCAGUUUCAAAGGAGCUUCAUCAAAGCAGCGAAGCUAGAGAAUCAGGAGUCCAGGGUGUCGGAGAUCCACAGCCUCGUUCAUCGGCUCCCGGAGAAAAACAGGCAGAUGCUGCACUUGCUCAUGAACCAUUUGGCAAAAGUUGCAGAUAAUCACAAGCAGAACCUGAUGACUGUUGCUAAUCUGGGUGUGGUGUUUGGGCCGACGCUGCUUCGACCUCAAGAGGAAACUGUGGCUGCCAUUAUGGACAUCAAAUUCCAGAACAUUGUGAUUGAGAUUUUAAUAGAGAACCACGAGAAGAUAUUUAACACGGUGCCAGAGGCUCCGGCGUCGAACUCGCAGCUGCUGUUAUCGCGCAAGAAGAGCACGGAGUCGAAGCCUCCCUCGUGCAGCGAGCGCCCGCUGACGCUGUUCCACACGGCCCAGCCCAACGAGAAGCAGGAGAAUAGGAACAGCAUCAUCAACUCCAGCCUGGAAUCUGUCGUCUCUUCAAAUGCAAACAGCUUCCUCAACUCCAACAGCGCUCCCCAGCCCAGCCUGAACUCGAGUGAUCUUGAACUAGAAGUGAUUAAGCCCAACAGGCCAAAUUCCCUCCCUCAGAAUCCAAGCCCAACGUCACCCCUCUCACCGUCCUGGCCCAUGUUCUCUGCGCCAUCAAGUCCUAUGCCCACCUCCUCUACGUCCAGCGACUCAUCCCCCAUCAGCUCCCCCCUGCGCAAGGCCCGCGCGCUCUACGCCUGCAAAGCCGAGCACGACUCCGAGCUCUCCUUCACGGCCGGCACCGUGUUCGACAACGUUCACCCAUCCCAGGAGCCCGGCUGGCUGGAAGGGACCCUCAACGGCAAGACAGGACUGAUCCCCGAGAACUACGUGGAGUUCCUAUAACUGUGGGGUGCACAGAGCCGCUGCUGAGCAUUCCAUGGUAUCCAUGGCCAGUCCUGCAGGCCCCUGUGCCCCCGUGUGACCGGGGUGGGGACAGCCCUGUGCCCGCUGUGGAUGUUUGUGUGCGUCAGACGUCGCCUCUCGUCCUGCAGCGCUCCUGGGGACAUGGAGAGACUCCAGUGCACAUCCCAGCGAUGGAGAACCAGCCCAGGGACAGCCAAGUGCCCCGAGGGGCCGAGCUGGAGACUGGGAAUGGCCGGAGCUGCCCCAGGGGGGUUUCCUGCAGGGGGACAUUCUCUGGCUGCACCCUGCAGGGUCCCACCAAGGAGGAGUCCUGUGCUCCCUGUGCUUCCCUGGAGCCCCAGGCACAGCUCUCGGUGCUGGCAGGGGAAGGGCAGGGGGGCUGAGCCCCCGUGGUGGCCAGGCAGCCCUGGCAGGUGUCCCCUCCUUGUGCCACCACAGUGCUGGUGGCUCUUGCUGGCAAGAGCGAGCCCCGGGUGGGCUCUGCAGGGCCCAGGGCUGGCAGGGCUCAGCUGGCACCUGCUCGCUGCAAGGAGGAUGCUUUGGACCAAACCUCUCAAAGUCUUCUUUUAUAUUUCCAGGAUUUUGAUUCUGUGGGGUAGCCCUCAGACUGUGUGAGGUGAGCAGCCCGUGCUGCCCUCCUGCUGCAGUCCCAGACCAACCCCACUCCUGUUGUUUGGCUGUUUGGUACCUGCCCUUCCCAAAUCCCACUGUACAGACCCCUCUGUGCUCCCACCUGCGCCCAGGCCCUGCUGGAGCUGCCUCUGCCUCUCUCCAGCCUCGUUUUCCAGCCCUCCCCUUGCUUGCAGCCUCGUGUGUGCCAAGUCUGUGCAGUGCUGGUUGUGCCAGGUGAAUUAUUGCCAUCCUUGCUGUUGGAGUGGCCAAGGUGGGGCUGUGCAGAGCCAGGAGGAGCCUUCGGCUGCCCCAGCCCAGCUCCUGCCUCCAUGGACACGCCACGAGGGCUGGGCAGGGUGGAGUGCAAACCCCUCAUCGUUCCAGGUUGUGCUGAAGGGGGAGGGUGGGACAAGGAGCCCUGUUUGGCUGCAGAGCCGGGAUUUUGAGAGCUGGAAUCAUAUUUUAUAUAAAGAAAGUGUCAGCCCCCAGGCCGUGGCGCUGGGGAUGGAUGUCGUGGCUUUUGUAACAGUUUUAAAGACUCUGAGUGACUGAAUUGCUCUAUGUGUCACUUUUUAUUUUUGAAAGGAUUAAUGUAUAAAUAGAGUAUCUUAAAAUAUUAUGAGGAAAAGAUCUAUAUUUGAUAUUUUUAGAAGAGCUGUAAGGAGAGAAGCAGAGGACAUUUGAGGCUGGUCACCAAGAGGCUCCAAAGCCCCCGACCCCCAGCCUGGAGCUGCUGCUUCCUUCCCUCCCUGGUGUCACUUAGAGAGAAGGCUGCUGAACUUUCAGCCUUCUUCAUAUUUUGUCCACAGUAAUUAAACUUCCUGGGCUUUUGUCUUGGGGAAAAAAAGAGGAAAAAGGCAAUAAUUUUUUUCCUGCUUUCCAGGGUGGGUGGCACAGCUCAUUCCCAUGGGAUCAACCCCUCUCCAUAUCCCUCUGACCCCUUGGGGAGCACUCUCAGGUGGCUGGUAUGGCUUGGGCAGGGGUGAGGUCCCCAAACUGCCUCGUGGUCUCUGCUCUCAGGUGUUGGAUGAAGAGGGCCAGGGGCUUGUAGGGAUAAAAUCCGGUGUUUCCCUAGCACGUUGCUGGUUCAUCUCCAUCCUUGCAUUUUAUAGCCAACUUUUGUGCUAUUUCUUGGCUUUCCUGAGGCCAAGGACGAGGCCAGGCUUUAUCCAGCCCUGGCAUCAGAUGGGGCUGGGCUGUAUCCAGCCUUGGCUAAGGCUGAGGCCAGGCUUUAUCCAGCCCCAGCAUCGCUCUGUGGCUGUGGCUGGGACCUGGGGGUGCCUGGGGUGGGUGUGAGAGCCCCUCCCUGGGGCUGGGAGGGGAUGGGGAGGGCUGAUGGAAAGGAUUCUAAAAACCCUCCAUCCUUCACCUGUCAGCACUGUUUGUGCGUGCUUGGAACUGUCCUGUGCCGAGCUCCCUCCUGCCUUGCCGGGAUGCUGCUGGAGCAGGGCUGGGGAUGAAUGGGGAUUGCAAACCUGCCAAGAGCCCUCCAAAGGGCAUUAUUUGGGCAGGUGUGUUUGGGAGCUGCUUAGCAAUGCUGUGUGAGCGCUGCACCACGCUGCUCCCGCCGUGUCCCCACAAAACCUCUCCGUGCAGGGUCCCCCUCUGGCUCCUUGGAUACUCCAGUUACUCUGAGACCACAGUAAAUUCCUUUUCAGAGGCACUUGGGAGCUCUUGGAUGUGCUACCUAGAGGGUUUCUGGGAACAAAAGUCCCACACACAUGUAUUUACGAGAUGUCUCCUGGAGGAAAGGAAAUCAAACCGAGGCAGACGUUAUUGCUCUUACAGGAGAGCCAGUGGAAUAUUUUUUUUUAAUUAAAAUUUUCCAACAAGAAAAA